AUGCGCCGUUCCAUCUAUACUGAUCUGCGACUAGGCAUGCCGGUCCUCGUGCUUUGCGCAGGAAAAGUAACUGAUGAUGAGAUGAAUUUUAUUCAAUCUUUGAAUGAUGAGCCCGCCAUAAUUGAUUUUAACUCAAUACCUCAUUAUUCUGCUUCAUGUACAAAAUAUAGUAUUGACAAACCAUCAAAUGUAAGAUUUCGUUUCAUAUUCUGUAAAAAACUCUCAGAAUAUUUAGAUCUUUGUCAAAUUUUAACUCGAAACAAUACAUCAGUACCAUUUUUCUCCUCUUUCGCAACUUUAGUAUUUAUUGAUUACGCUGCCAACUCAAAAAUUCAAGAAGUUAGAGAAUCUACAGCAAAGAUGAUUCCAAAACGCUUAAAUACAGGAUUCGUCUAUUUUAAUGCAACAGAAGAUCUUACGUCAUAUCACACAGAAGAUACUCACAUUUUUUUUCGAAGUUAUUCGGCAAAAGGUUUAAGAUCAAACAUUCUUCAAUUUACAGCAUCCGUUGCAUUUAAACUCCUUCUAUUUGAUCCAGAUUUUGUCAAUUUUCAAGUUCAUCAACAUUCAAAAUCCAACAAAUCAUUUUUAAUUCAGCUUGCUCCAUGCUGUAUGUCCGCAAACCCUGCAGAUACAGUUCGUAUUAUCUCAAACAUUAUUAAACAAGUCGAUCUCCAAGAAAAUCAUGUAAUUGCUUCUACAAUUUAUUAUAUUCUUGCUUUACUUGAAGUAGAGAACCCAGGAAUAGUCAAACAGAACAAAUUCUUCGAGAGAAUCACGCUCCUUGGAUGCCAGAAUACGAACCAUUGA
Trichomonas vaginalis G3 is the source of this 810-nucleotide messenger RNA. RefSeq lists its product as uncharacterized. The record is from RefSeq and is a predicted model, not a curated record. The transcript has a single exon. Bases 1 to 810 code for a protein of 269 amino acids. NCBI's taxonomy places the organism in Eukaryota, Parabasalia, Trichomonadida, Trichomonadidae.